GGGGAGUAUUGGAACUUUAUUUGGGGUCUACCAUUUUGUUGUGGCGCAAAACCCCGGACGUGCAGACCCUUUGUAAGAUGACUGGCGGGUCUCGGGAGGGGCUAGACACAUGAAGCCUAAACAGGAAGACCCAAAGGAAAUGGUGGGGGGCUGCUGCGUGUGCUCGGACGAGAAUGGCUGGACUGAAAACCCUCUCGUGUACUGCGAUGGCCAGGGCUGCAAUGUCGCCGUGCACCAAGCCUGUUAUGGUAUAGUAACAGUACCAACAGGGGCCUGGUUUUGUCGCAAGUGUGAGAGUCAAGAACGUGCUGCUAGAGUUCACUCAGGCGGGAGGCGCAUUUUUUCACAGAGAUGCGAACUGUGCCCGAGUAAAGAUGGGGCGCUCAAGCGCACCGACUCUGGGGGCUGGGCACACGUGGUUUGUGCGCUUUACAUCCCUGAGGUGCGUUUUGGCAACGUCACUACCAUGGAGCCCAUCAUGCUGCAGUUGAUUCCUCAGGAAAGAUUCAACAAGUCAUGCUACAUUUGUGAGGAAAGUGGCAAGGAAAGCAGAGCCGUCAUUGGAGCGUGCAUGCAGUGCAACAAGUCAGGUUGUAAGCAACACUUCCAUGUAACAUGUGCCCAGUCAAUGGGACUCUUAUGUGAAGAAGCUGGCAACUACCUGGAUAAUGUAAAGUACUGUGGCUAUUGCCAGUACCACUUUUCUAAACUGAGGAAAGGAAGCCAUGUGAAGACUAUCCCUCCAUACCGUCCCGUCCCUUUGGAGGCUGGAACUUCAGAUGACGACAAAACCUCUGGCGCAAUUGAUUCCAGAGACCCAAAGUCCAAGAAGAGAACAGGACGUCCCCCUGGUGUCAAACCCGCAGCCAACCGGGAAGGGAAAAUUGGUGACCUUAUAGCACCUGGCAGCAGUGGUAGUGGUUCUAGUGGAACAGUGGAACACCAUGAGCGAGGUCCAUUGGGUGAAGACAGUACUGGUACCACCCCUGGAAGCUCUGGCAUGUCUUUAGGAGCCACCAGUGCUAGUUCCUUACCUUCCACAAUCAAGACUGAAAGAACGACAAAAGUAACAGAACCUAAUACUGGUGUGAGUGCUUCCCAAUCUGUGGCUACUGUGACUAAGACAAUGGCCUCGAUAACAGUCAGUGCUUUUGCCUCAAGCUCAACAUCAAGUGCUCCCCCACCUCAAACAACCUCAUCUCUGACCCCAUCUUUUGUUACCUCACUGCCCUCUGUAGCAGUUCCUUUUACACACACAAAUGUUUCAUCUACAGCAUCACUUUUAACAACAACUCCUUCACUGGCAACCACAGUUUCCAGUUUAGUAUCAUCUGUGUCGUCAUCCAUACCAUCGUCAUUAUCCUCGUCAUUGUCAUCAAUAAUAACAAGUGUGCCAUCCUCUGUUGUGACCACUGUGGCAUCCCUCGCUCGACCCAAACUGUCUGAGCCACAGAACCCAAGCACAACCCCUCAUGAGAGCUCCAGCCAACACCCCCUGUCACACAACCACUCAACAAGCCAGGUACAUCCUUCCCUAUCUGCUGAAGGAGAGAAGGAUAAAGACAAGCAGCAGGAACGUAACAGAAAAUUGCGCCGAAAUGGGCCGAGGACUCCAAGUGGAAAUAGUAAUUUUGGAGACACUGAAUCAAUUGUUUCCAAUGAUGAAGCCCAGUCCAGUGAUUUAGUGCUUAAUAUAUGUGAAGAAAAAAAUCUUAGUGUUGAAAAAGAAUCAAACAAAGUGCCAAGUAAACCUUUAGAUUCCUCAGAUGAUGGUGGAAGCUUGAAUGUGCAGUUCACUCCAAACAUUGGCUCAAAAAGUGUAUCUGAUCCUUUCACGCCAACUCUAGCUGACUUCAGUACUAAUGAGCCAGUGAAGAGGAGAAGGUCUUAUAGUCAAGAGAGAGGAAGGAGAUCAAAGCGAGGAAUGAGUAAACGUGGCCGCCCUGGAGGAGGCCGGGACACGGGUGGAAGAGACUCUGGGGCCUCCUCCCCAGACUCCUUCACUAGCGAGUCCGCGCCAGCUCCAAAACGAGGAAGGAAGAAAGUGGAUUCUAAAGAGUCACUUACAUCAGUGAUAACCAACGGUGUAGGAGCCAAUACUCUUCUGCUGGGGAACCAACUUAACCCUUCAUCAGCUGUUGCUCAGAAGAUGACUGAUACCCUCCAUGCUGAGCUUGAAGCACACUCCAUUUACAAAGAUGAAGACAAGAUUAGCAACAUGUUGGUCGGGCCAUCACUCCCUGGGAAAAAAGAGAGUUUCUUUUCUCUCAUACAGAAUACCAAUGGUAGCAGCAACUUGGCAACUAGCAACCAACCUCCCCCCUUUCCCCAAAGUCUGGAGCAGCUUUUGGAGCGGCAGUGGGAGCAAGGCAGCCAGUUUCUGAUGGAGCAAGCUCAGCAUUUUGACAUUGCAUCACUGUUGUCCUGUCUACAUCAGCUGAGGCAAGAAAAUGUUCGCUUAGAAGAAACUGUGAGCUCUCUAAUAUCACGGAGGGAUCAUCUUCUGGCUGUCAAUGCGCGUCUCUCGGUUCCUCUCAGCUCUCCAACACCCGCCAGCACCUCAUCCCCAGUGGGAACUAACCCUACCCCUCCUUCAGUGUCUGCCACUUCAUCUAACUCUUCAUCAUCAACACCGUCUUCAGUCCCUGCUCUCACAACAUCAGUCAACUCCCACAACAUAAAUCCUCGGCCAUCAAGUCGGGGCUCAGCUCCAGCGCCCCUUCCUCCUCGCCCUCAUUCUCAGGGACACCAUCAGUCUGGAGCUGGCAGCCACACAGUAGCCCCACCUGGGGGAGGUGGAGGACACAGAGGGGCAUCUCCACAUGAUAGAAGAGGACCAUCACCACAAGACAGGAGAGGCACUUCACCCCAUGAUAGGCGGGCUCCGCCUCCUCAGGUUCCAGUUGAAAAUGGCCUUGGGGAGCAAGAGUAUCGCUAUCGAAGUCCUGGUACAGAGCACAGACAGCAAUCCCCCAUGCUACCCCCUGGGGCCCAGCCAAGUCCUACUACAUCUCUCAGGCACAGUCCAGCUGGAGGCAACUACCAUUCAAGUGUCUCUCCACAUGGAGUUGGCUCCCCAAGUCCUUCUGGUGUCCCCCAUGGUCAUCCUCCUUCCUCCCAUGGUCCACCUCCCCAUCACUCCAUGCCUCCAUCACAUGGACCUUCAGCUCAUGGCCAGGGACCCCUCAGCCAUGGGUCACCACAUGGACCUCCUCCCCAUGGAGCCCCUCCACAUGGGCCCCCACCACCAAUGGUGUCUGUGGCUCCAACCUCAGCUCACAGUGUAGCCAUUAGCAGACAGUCAGACCAUCGUGGAGAGAUGGUGAGAUUACACCAAGGACCCCCAGCACCGCCCCAACACUCGGGCCCCAACCUUGGACCUGGCGGCUACUCAGUGUACCAGAUGGUGUCUCCAGUGCCUGGGCCACACCACUCCCCAGUGCCACCCAUGAGCCAGCCUCACCCACCACCUCAUGCCCAAGUGAUGCGUCGUGACCUAGUUGAGUCUGGUCGGGGGGCAACUGGGAACAUGGAGAAGAGAUGACACAGAGACUCCUGGGCUAGGACUAGAAGAUAACAGCUCCAGAUAUCUCUUUUAUGAGCCUGGGCCUGUAGUAAGGGAGAAGAGUAGUAGCCUUAUUCUUAACUGUAUGCUCCUGGUGAAAAUUUGAGUAUGGGAUAACCACCACUCAUUAAGUAUUCACAAUCCAGUAACUGGCAAACCAAGGUGAACCACUUGAACCUCUUGCAUGUUGAGACUGGACUUAUGGUAACCCAAGACUGUGUAUUUAGAAAACUUGAUCAAGGUUUUUAAUGGAAUCCCUCGAAAGACAGUUUGAUUCCUGGUGAAAAUGAGUGCUGUACUCUUUGAAACCCCAUGUAGAGGUGUUGUAGUCAGUUCAAGAAGUAAGGUGACAAUGGCUUAACUUCAUUAGUAGAAUUUGAAACCUUGUGUUUUCAGUUUAUUGGAGGAGAGCUGUUGUACGUAGAAAGUUUCUCUCACUGGUGCAUGAAGAGCCAAACGAUAUUUUCCAGCCCCGGUGGCAGUUGAGAGUGAGAUUGUUUUCAUACUGUAGUGUAUACUAAUCAUACCUACAUUUUAAGACUCCCCAUGUGUUUUAUUGAUGUUUUUACAUAUAAGUCUAAUUAUGGUUAUGGUUAUUAGUAAAGUACAAAUGGCAUUGGCAGACUUGCAGGAUUUUGUUUAUCAAGCUGGAAUUCAAUUAAAAGUUUUUAUAUUCAAUCUGAGCUGGAACAUCCUUGGCAAAGAUCAAAAUAGGUGCAUCACAUCCUCAAGUAAUGCAAGGGUCAUGUUUUCAGCAUUCUGAUGUAGAACACCGCUGCAUCGCAUUGAACUGUAGGUAGAUGUAAAAAUAGUUGCCUAGUGUAACCUGGGGAUAUGUAUAUCAUGGCCCACCUUGAAAGUUCAGUGACUCUACUUCUUUUUCUAGUGUUUCAUUCAUUCAUCUUUGAUGCCUGCUCCUAGGAGCUCCCACCUUCAUCUGGGCUCAUAGGUAACGCUACAAAAUUUUAUUAAUAACGGCAGGCUUGUAUGCAUAUCUGUAAAAGUGAGAUCUGCAAGAACAAUGGUGGAAAGGCUUGCACAAAUGGCAGAAAAUAAUAGAAGAAAUAUUCCUCCAAAAGUGUUACUUGAGGAUGUGGUUUACCAACGAGGAAUGGACAUCAACCUGGGGAUGAUAGUUUGUUAGUUGCCUGAGCGGUGGCUGUUUGCUUGAACGUUAUAUGUGGACCAAUUUUAAAGUGAAGCUUACUAAAUUAAAAGUUUUUACAUAUUUUAUUUAAGGCUGUACCUACUUUCAUCAUGUAGAUAAUAAUAAUAAUGAUAAUAAUAAUAAUAAUAAUAAUAAUAAUAAUAAUGAUUAUAAUAACACUGUAUUCUGAGUGGAUCCAUGCACUAUGUUUACCACCUGGUUCCCUACAAAUUACACAGUGGUUUGUGACGUCACCAGUUUUAGCCCUUUUGCACCUGUACAUUUCUGUAGUAUCAAUGCAAAAGUAUUAUGGAAUUUUAUCUAGACAAGGUUCUGUCAUUCGUUUGUGUUCCUGCCUGAGACUGGGGGAACAGUGUCUCAGAAAAAAAGAAGUUCCUUGUCUUAAUAUUAGGAUUUAUAGUAAAAUUACAUGGGCAAGCUUGUAAAUAUAAGUCUUAUGGAUCCUUCUCAUGUUAUUUAUAUAUUGUAUAGAUGAUAAUGACCUGGCCCAUAUUGACCUCAGUACAAUUAGCUUAGUGCUGACACCAGUUAUGCAGUUUUUGUACGGCAAGUAGAUAGAUUCAACAACAAUAAAAUGUGGUUAAUUUGUUGGGAUAGAGGAGUUUCUGAAGGUGACUUCCUUUUUGUCUUUUACCAAGUAUCCUGUAUUUCUAGUGGUCCAGAGGUCAUAAAUCUUCUGUUUGGUACUGAGUGCUGGUGACCUAGUGACCUUUAGGGAGUCCUACAAGUCCUUUCAGCCAUGCAAGUUAUCACUGAAUGUUUGUCAUUUAAACCAUAAGUUGUCAGGGGCAUAGUCAGAAUGAGUGCAGUGUUCCAUUAUGUACAUUAGUUGCCUCAACAAAAUUUCUCUAAUAGAUAAAGUCUGAUAUUCAUACAGAAUUUUGGAUAAUAACAGAGGACUUCAUAGGUGGAUACUAAUUCUUUUAUUCAUGGGUUGAAGCUAGAAAAUUAUCAGUGUUUAUUACUAUUAUUAUUAUUAUUAUUAUUAUCACCGUCAUCAUUAUUUUAGCAAAAUCAGAGGGCGAGCCAUGCUGACAUGUCAGAAAUUUUUGAGAUAUAUGUAUGCAGAGGCAUGAAAGUCAUUAGGAAAAUGGAGAGAAAUUUUAACACUGACAUAAAUAAUGAAACUUAUGAAGUGAUGAAAAAAUUUCAGUAUCUGAAUCAUGAUUAGUAGGAGAUUUUUUGUAAAAAAUACUCUGAGGCAUGUUGCAUUAUUACAACAAUGAGCAAAGAAGUAUAUCCAACUAACCAGGAAGGCAAAAAGUAGAGUAUAAAGAUUUUAUCAUCGUCAUAAUAAUUGGUCAAUGAGCCUGUUCCACAGAGACAGGGUGGAUAGUCAGAAAAAUCAAUAUGAUGAUUUUAAAAGUCAAGGAGGUAGUGUAUAAGCUACAUCCCGAUUAGUUAUCUCCUUCAACACAAAUGUAGAACAUUCUUAAUCCCUACUUUUCAAGAAUAAGCUGGACUUACCUGCAAUUUCAAAUUGGAGACCCAUUGAGCCCAACAACCAUACUCUAAUGAUUCAGCUUAUGAUACAUACCACAAGUUUCCAACUGUUUGAACUUUUUUACCCAUUAAUUACACUUCAUUACACCACACAUUGAUUUAAACACUUAACAUUCUCCAAAACACUAACAACUUAAGCUAACGGCAGCUUCUCAGAGGGGUAGCAGUCUUUCGUAGUCCUAGCAGAUAUACAUAGUCUUAGCUGCCUAGCUCAGGAAGGCCUUCAACCAUAGCAGGAGCUAUGGGAUGAAAGGUUAGUCACUUAAAGGUGUCUGCCAUACCCAGGUUUCAAAUUUAGAACCUCAGUUGUGUGUAAAGCACACCCUCAUUUCACAACAGGCUGCCAAGGUAGUGACCCAAGUAGAGGUGAAGGAAGAACCAAAAGGCACUGCAGGUUGGGUGUAAAACAAUAACUUAAGAAUGUGGCUAUGAAAUCCAUGAGUGAUUUGUGUGAUAAUUUAGUUUGGCAUGUCAAAAGUAAAAGUAAAUCGGAGGUAAGCUGAGACUUCAUUCCAGCAUCCAGGGAAGCUUUUAAGUUGUGGAUAUAAGGUAAAAGAGCAUCACAUGCUCUCUAAAGAAUGAAAUAAACCCCUGUCAGGGAUCAGACAACUUUAUUAGCACUCAAGUACUACAGAACAAAAUCAUGUAGGCUGGUUUCUUGUUUCCCAUGAUUUUAUAACAAAAGAAUUUCUGUGUUGCACGUAUUCAGGGAAUGCAUUUAAAUGGUUUAUGUACCUUAAAGAAAAUAAUAGUGUUGCUUGUUGGGAAUGUGCCUGAAAAUAUUUAAUGAAUGUAUUUUGAAAGUAAAUUCUCUUCCCAAGAGGUAGCUAUAUACAUAAUAGACACUAAUUAUAACAUGGAACUGAGUGCUGCUAAGAGUAUGAUUGAUUUGACCUAAGGAAGAGCAGCUAAUAUUGAUUUUUAAAUUUACAAAGUAGUAUUGACAAUGUUUACACAAAUAAUUUGUCAAGGCUGACUGGAACGUCCCCAGAAAAGAUGUUAAUGUUCUCCUUCAAUAGAUGUGCUAAGCACUACUAUUUCUGUGCUCCUUCAGAUAGAUUCUAUGCUAAUCUGAAUAUAACUCCCCCUCCAUUCUGUGUAUUUUGUACCUGAAGCUCAAGUGUAUUUUGGAUUUAGUUGAAUUUUGUUGAUGUUAUUUAUGAAUUGCUGUUGUGCAUAAAAGGUGUAAUUUAUUUUCAUCUGUUUAUUAUAUUUAUGUAAUGUUAUUCAUUUUAAGUUGUUUAUUAGUUUGUUUAUCAUUUAAGAAUACUUUUAAGACUAAGUGGAUGACAACACUGCUCAAACUCCAAGUAACAGUUCAUAAUAGUAAAGUUUUCACAUGAGCUCUUUCAUAGACUGAGGAUGUAGCUGCCAAUGUUUAGAACCAGCUGUUAAACAGUUUUCAUAUUUAUGUAACCUAGAGGAGAAAGAACAUGAUUUUUUUUAAUUAGCUAUGAAAUGUUCUUGACAUAAACAUUGCGUUUAUUCAAACAAAUUGUUCUUUAUAUAAGGAUUGACUCAAGCCUUCGGUUUUAUAAAACUUUUUAAGCUCUGAUGAUUUUUAACACAAUUGUCAUUCUUACUAGGACUGACUAAGUUUUUAAAAUAUAAAAGGCUUUUGAGAUUUUUUAUAUGAUUACAUACGGUUAUAAAUGGAAAGUGUGUUCUAUAUAAAGUCUAUGAUUGAGUCAUACAUGCACACAGUGCAGUGAGACUUACACUUCAGAGAUGUUAAAGGCACAGCUGUUCUCUGUGGCUUGAUGUUGUUGGCCAGUGCUGUCAGUGGAUAUGUAUCAAAGUGUACCUCAUCCUAACUUGUGGCUUGUAAAAAGACAUCAUGCCAAAUGGGAAGGAGCCAUAGGUCUCAUCUCAGAAACUUGAGGUUAUGUAGUGUGACUAGCAUGGAGAAUGUUGUAAUGUAGUAAUUUGCAAGCCAUCAGGGAAUCAAAGUACAAACUUGUCCUCUGGAAAGAAAAUGUACUUCAUGAUUUACUCAGUGAUUUUGGAGCUGUAGAUAGUCUUUCAUUAAAGCUUGUUGUAU
Eriocheir sinensis (Chinese mitten crab) is the source of this 8277-nucleotide messenger RNA. RefSeq names its product protein AF-10-like. Bases 110 to 3544 code for a protein of 1144 amino acids. Gene Ontology annotation, cellular component: nucleus. The record is from RefSeq and is a predicted model, not a curated record. Gene Ontology annotation, molecular function: histone binding; nucleosome binding. Gene Ontology annotation, biological process: regulation of transcription by RNA polymerase II. The transcript is spliced from 12 exons. NCBI's taxonomy places the organism in Eukaryota, Metazoa, Arthropoda, Malacostraca, Decapoda, Varunidae.